CUCAUUAAAUCCAACAUGAAACGCUCAGAUGAACAUGAUGCAGCUGCAAUAAAGUUUAUUAUCACAACAAAUCUGAAGUAAAUGGUAGAGCCAAUGAAACGGUUUCUCCUGCUAGCCAAAAAGUGAAUAGUAAGGGAAAAGUCUUGCUGAUGAUCAGCAUAUUUCCAUGUGACUCUGCAGAGAGGAGAAAUCCUCCCCCCCCCCGAAAUCUUACUUGGAUUCCUCUUUGUGAACUGCAGCUAUUACAGAAAGUUCAGCAUAUUGAGCCACAUAGUUACACAGACUUUGUAUAACAGAAUUGAUUCAUACACUGUGUAGCAGUGAGAAAAGGUGAACCACCCCUUUUAUAGAGAUUAAAGACUAGAGCUAAGGAGUCGCUCCAUUGGGGAUUUAAUAUAAGACAAGUCCCCCUUUCACUUUCAUUUCUUCUCCUUCCAGGUUCCAGCAAUGGCGGCUGCUGAUCUGAGAGAGGAACUGACCUGCUCCGUGUGCCGGGAGAUUUAUACCGACCCUGUAACCCUGUUGUGUGGCCAUAACUUCUGUCUCAUCUGUAUUGAGAGAACAUGGGACUGGCAGAAGAGUAUAGAGGAAGAUCCCUCCUGUCCUGAAUGUAGAAGGACAUAUAGAAAGUGCCCUGAACUGAUAAGGAACCUGAGGCUGAGGAACAUAGCAGAGCAAUUCCUUUCUACUGACCCACAGCAGGAUGGGACUGGGACCUCUAGAGACUCAAAAUGCUCCUCACACAACAAGAUCCUGGAGUAUUACUGCUAUAAGGAUGGUGUCUGUGUCUGUGGCUCAUGUGUUGCCUUUGGAGAGCACAGAGGCCACAAGGUGGAGCUGCUGAGUGAGGCCUCUGAGAAGAAGAAAGAGAAACUGAGGAAAGUUCUGGAGAAGCUGAGGCCAGAGAGAGAGAAGACUGAGAGAGAAGCCCAGAGACUGCAGGAGCGCAGGAGAGAAGUGGCAGAAAAAGCAGCCGGUGAGACAGAGAGAGUCACUGCCCUGUUUAGAGACAUCAGGGAACAGCUGGAAGCCCUAGAGAAGCGACUCCUGAGUGACAUCUCCAGCCACAAAGAGAAGCUCUCACUCACACUCACUGAUCUGAUGGAGCAGCUGGAAAUAAAGAAGGACGAGCUGUCCAGGAAGAUCCGUCACAUUGAGGAGCUGUGCAACAUGGCAGAUCCACUCACUGUCCUACAGGAACGGGAAUCACAUGGAGCUGCAGAUAAUGAGGGGGGCAGAGAGAGACAUGAUAUAAAGGUCCCUGCUGUAGGGGAUCUGGAUGUGGAUCUGAUCUCAGAGACAUUACUCACAGGCUUAGCUGCCAUUGUGACUGGGGUAAUGGGAAGGAUCCAUGGGCAGAAGGCUACAGACCUGUUACUGGAUAUAAACACGGCUGGGAAUGAUGUAUCUGUAUCAGGGGACAGGAAAUCUGCUUCCUACUCACUAACAAAACUACAUUACCCACAAUCCCCAGAGAGAUUUCAAUAUUUUGCUCAGACUUUAAGCAGCAGGAGUUUCCCCUCAGGGCGACAUUACUGGGAAGUGGAGGUCAGUGAAUCAGGGGAGUGGAGGGUAGGGGUGGCCUAUCCCAGUAUAGGGAGGAAAGGGGUUCAGUCCUGUAUUGGGGAUAAUAACAAGUCCUGGUGUUUGUACAAUAAUAAUAAAUAUUUAGUGAUACAUGACAAUAAAUGGACAGAGUUACCCCACGUCCCUUCCUGCAGGAGAAUCAGGAUCUCAUUGGACUAUGAGGCCGGAUGUCUGUCCUUUUAUGAGCUGAGUGAGCCAAUCAGACACUUACACACCUUCACUGUCACCUUCACUGAGCCCCUUCAUGCUGCAUUCUGUGUGUGGGGUUAUAAUUCCUGUGUAAGAAUCAUUAGUUAGGGAACUGCCCACAUCAGGAAACCCAUUCCCAUUCUGGGGGAUAAGUCCCUUCUGCUUCUGUAUUACAUUAUUGCAUUUAUGUGUAUAUGUAUCUGUAUUGCCUACAUCAUUUAAUUCAUUGUACAGUAUGGAUCCUUAGCUAUUUGAUUUACUGAUUUAUAUACAUUGCUGUAACUAGGGAAGCACCAAAUCCUGGUCUGGAUGUGACCACAUUUUAGCACUUUUUGCAGGACUUGGAUUUCGUGGAGUCGUGAGUGUUCAGCACAAGCCAAAUCCAAACCUUUAUAGAGGAAUUAAAUCUAAAGAAAGAAUUAAGGGCCACACAUAGAGUCACAUUCUAAUCAAUGAGAACAUUUUAUUUUAUACUGUUAUGUGAAAACUUAUGGGCAACAUUCACUGGGUUAUUUACUAAAACUCAAAAUGUUGUGAUUAUUUUAUUAAAACAAAAUUGACCAAACUUCCAUCCAAAA
This is a messenger RNA of Xenopus laevis (African clawed frog), 2354 nucleotides long. Its product is annotated as E3 ubiquitin/ISG15 ligase TRIM25. NCBI's taxonomy places the organism in Eukaryota, Metazoa, Chordata, Amphibia, Anura, Pipidae. The coding region runs from base 448 to 1884 and encodes 478 amino acids. The transcript has a single exon. The record is from RefSeq and is a predicted model, not a curated record.